Messenger RNA from Melopsittacus undulatus (budgerigar), 1452 nucleotides. It is a transcript of the gene MAPK10, whose product is annotated as mitogen-activated protein kinase 10. The transcript has 12 exons. NCBI's taxonomy places the organism in Eukaryota, Metazoa, Chordata, Aves, Psittaciformes, Psittaculidae. Bases 1 to 1452 code for a protein of 483 amino acids. Gene Ontology annotation, cellular component: cytoplasm; nucleus. Gene Ontology annotation, biological process: protein phosphorylation; JNK cascade. Gene Ontology annotation, molecular function: JUN kinase activity; ATP binding. The record is from RefSeq and is a predicted model, not a curated record.
AUGAGCCGCCAUUUCUUGUAUUAUUGUGGUGAACCUACUCUGGAUGUGAAGAUUGCCUUUUGUCAGCCUUGGUUUCUGUUUUUUUCUCCACUCCUUUCCCCCUUCCCUUCUUCUAUACAACAGGGAUUUGGGAAACAAGUGGAUGUGUCAUAUAUUGCCAAACAUUACAACAUGAGCAAAAACAAAGUUGACAACCAGUUCUACAGUGUGGAAGUAGGUGACUCAACCUUCACAGUUCUCAAACGCUACCAGAACUUGAAACCUAUUGGCUCUGGGGCUCAGGGAAUAGUUUGUGCUGCAUAUGAUGCCGUCCUUGACAGAAACGUGGCCAUUAAGAAGCUCAGCAGACCUUUUCAGAAUCAAACUCAUGCCAAGCGAGCUUACAGGGAGCUGGUCCUCAUGAAGUGUGUGAAUCAUAAAAAUAUUAUCAGUUUAUUAAAUGUCUUCACACCACAGAAAUCUCUAGAGGAAUUCCAGGAUGUUUACCUGGUGAUGGAAUUAAUGGAUGCCAAUCUGUGCCAGGUCAUUCAAAUGGAGCUAGACCAUGAACGUAUGUCUUAUCUACUGUAUCAAAUGCUCUGUGGUAUCAAGCAUCUUCACUCUGCAGGAAUUAUUCACAGGGAUUUAAAACCAAGUAAUAUUGUGGUAAAAUCUGACUGCACGUUGAAGAUUUUGGAUUUUGGACUGGCCAGGACUGCAGGCACUAGCUUCAUGAUGACUCCCUAUGUGGUGACACGUUACUACAGAGCACCAGAGGUCAUCUUGGGAAUGGGCUACAAGGAGAACGUGGAUAUAUGGUCUGUGGGAUGCAUUAUGGGAGAAAUGGUUCGCCACAAAAUCCUCUUUCCAGGAAGGGACUAUAUUGAUCAGUGGAAUAAAGUUAUUGAGCAGCUGGGAACACCCUGUCCAGAAUUCAUGAAGAAGCUGCAGCCAACAGUACGGAACUAUGUUGAGAACAGACCCAAGUAUGCUGGCCUCACUUUCCCCAAACUUUUUCCAGACUCUCUCUUCCCGGCUGACUCAGAACACAACAAACUCAAAGCCAGCCAAGCCAGGGACCUUUUAUCAAAGAUGCUAGUCAUUGAUCCAGCCAAGAGAAUAUCAGUAGAUGAAGCCUUACAGCAUCCAUACAUUAAUGUCUGGUAUGACCCGGCAGAAGUGGAGGCGCCACCCCCUCAGAUAUAUGAUAAACAGCUGGAUGAAAGAGAACAUACAAUUGAGGAAUGGAAAGAACUCAUCUACAAAGAAGUAAUGAACUCUGAAGAAAAGACUAAAAAUGGUGUAGUAAAAGGACAGCCUUCUCCUUCAGGUGCAGCAGUGAACAGCAGUGAAAGCCUCCCUCCAUCCUCAUCUGUCAAUGACAUCUCAUCCAUGUCCACGGAUCAAACACUGGCGUCUGACACAGACAGCAGCCUGGAAGCUUCUGCGGGACCCCUUGGUUGUUGCAGGUGA